Messenger RNA from Danio rerio (zebrafish), 3501 nucleotides. Lineage: Eukaryota; Metazoa; Chordata; Actinopteri; Cypriniformes; Danionidae. The record is from RefSeq and is a predicted model, not a curated record.
CUGCAAGUGGUUUCACUUCACAUUUGCUGAUUCAUGCUCCGGAGCUGAAGGGGCGGUAAUGCACCAAUUAGAUGGACGAAACCCGCAGCUGAACGUGAAAGAAGAAGAAAAGAAGCCGCUUCUCUCAAAAGUUCACGCAUAUGUUUGUUCGUUUUGAACGUUUCACAACUUGUUGUUUUAAUAAGUGAGCUUUAUUUACAAUUGAAGACAUGCAUUCAGCCCACCAAGAAGAACAGAAAUGUAUAAAGACAGAGUUUAUUGAAGAUUACAGUGAGAACAGGAGUGAUUCAGAACCCUUCAGAAUCAAACAUGAAGACACUGAUGCACAAAGAGAUCUGAAGGAGCACAGUGAAGAGGAGGAGAAACAUCAUGUCAAACCUGAAGAAAUCUCAUUGAGUUGCUCUCAGAGCAAAAGUAAAUUUCCAGACAGACAAACAGCCGCCAAAACGUUAAUUUGCUCUCAGUGUGGAAAACAGUUCCCAUGCAAACAAACACUUUCAGAUCACAUGAGAACUCACAGCAAAGAAAGUCCACACGUAUGUGAUGAGUGCGAGGAGAGUUUUACAUUAGAAGAAGAGCUUAAGGAUCACAGGAGAAAACACUGUGGGAACGCACAACACAUUUGCGAUCUGUGUGGGAAGAGUUUCUCAUUUAAAGUAAGUCUUAAGCGUCACAUGAGCAUUCAUAGAGGAGAGAAGUACACAUGCCUUCAAUGUGGGAAGAAUUUCACGUUAAUCGGACAGCUUAAAUAUCACAUGAAAAUGCACAGCGACGAGACGGCAUUCUCGUGUGAGGAGUGUGGGAAGAGUUUCAGACAUAAAGGAAAUCUUAAACGUCACAUGAAGAUCCACAGGGGAGACAAGCUAUACUCCUGUGCUCAAUGCGGGAAGAGCUUCUUAUAUAAAGCAAGUGUCAACCGGCACAUGUGCAUUCACAGCGGAGAGAAGCCGUACGCGUGUGAUCAAUGUGGAAAACGAUUCAGAGUAAAAGAAAACUUUAAUAACCACAUGAAAAUCCACAGCGGAGAGAAGCUGCACUUUUGUGAGCAGUGCGGGAAGAGUUUCAGGAUUAAAGCGUAUCUUAAACGUCACGUAAAGAUUCACACAGGAGACAGGCCGUACUCAUGUGUUCAGUGCGGGAAGAGUUUCUCGUAUAAAGUAAGUCUCAAACAUCACAUGAGCCUUCACAAUGAAGAAAAGCCAUAUGUGUGUGGUCAAUGCGGGAGGAGUUUCAGACUUAAUGGAAAUCUUAAACGCCACAUGAAGAUCCACAGAGAAGAUCAGAGAUUUGCAUUUAAAGUACAUAACAGAGAGAAGCCUCACAAAUGUAAAAAGUGCGGGAAGAGUUUCACAUAUAAAACAAGUUUUACCCAUCACAUGAGUGUUUGUAGUGGAGAGAACCUGCACAAGUGUGAACAAUGCGGAAAACGUUUCACAGUAAAAUCCACCCUUAUUGAUCACAUGAAAAUCCACAGUGGAGAGAAGCUGCACAGGUGUGCUCAAUGUGGGAAGAGUUUCACACAAAAAGGACACCUCACUUACCACAUGAAGAUCCACUCAGGAGAGAAGCCGCACACUUGUGAUCAGUGCGGGAGGAGUUUCAGACAUGCAAACCGGCUUAAAUCACAUCUACAUACUCAUUCUGGAGAAAGACCUUAUAACUGUGAUCAGUGCAGCAAGACAUUUGCUGGACCGGAAAACCUGAAGAUCCACCUGAAGGUUCAUGCUGAAAAGAAACAUCACGUGUGUUUGUGUGGAAAGAGCUUUUCAAGACUGGGAGCUUUAAAGGUACACCAGAAAAGACACAGAGAAGUGACUUGAUUAGUUAGUUAAUGAAUUGAAACUGCAGGAAUUUACACAAAAAAGUGUUCAUACACUGACUACGUUUACAUAGACACCAGUAAUCCAAUAAUUUGCCUUAAUCUGAAUGUCAAUAAUGUGAUUAAGGUGUUUACAUGAGUUACAUUCUAAGUGUUCCUUUUAUCAUAUUGUUUUAUAUCUUAAAGGCGAAUUACCGGUUUGUAAACAUUCAGGAUGUGUGCGCAAUGCGCAUAGAGGUUGCAGAAAAAAACGGGGAGGGAAUGACAUCUGAUAUGGUACAGAGAUUGUUUUUGUAUUAGAGAUAAGUUAUAUUGAUGACAUAUUAUAUAUUAUUUUCAUAAUGCUUUCAGCGUAUUAUAACAGCUCGUCACCCAGUGAUAAGCACAGUUAUUUGGCAAAAUUGAUGUUAAAGUGAGUGGCAUUUGUCUGACAGGUCCAUUUGCGAUAGCACCCUCCCAAUGGAUAUUGGCGGGGCGGACUGGCCAUAGGGAGCACCAGGACAUUUUCUGGUGGCCUGAUGGUCAAUCUGGCUUGCCACCGUGACUCUGGCCUGCCGCGCAACACCCAUAUAACACCCUGAAUAACAGUAACUUUUUCCAGGGUGAAAAUGCUGUCCCAGUCCACCCCUGGAUAUUGAAUAAGUCGAAAUGGUCAAGCAUCCAGCCCAAAAUAUACAACUAUCUCAUUGAAAGUCCAAAGGAUUUUACAAGAGAGAAGUUAUUAAAGGCCUACAAGUCUUUGGAGACCUACUAUUUUGUUCUGUGUAGUCAUGUGGACAAAAUAAUGUUCCAUGAUUACCAGAUUCAAAACUUUGCAGUGCUAGAAACCGAGGUUCUGCCGAGUCAAAGAGAAGUAAAGAAGAUAGAACUGUACAAGGCCUGGAUAAUCAUCAACAAGCACAACAAGUGCAUUCUGAUAGUGAACUGCACCUGUACGGCAGGGUAUGUGGACUUACAUUUUUACAUUUCAUUCUAACUAUUAAGUGUCUGCAGUUUAAUUUACUGUAUGUAACUGUUUUUGCUCAAAUCAUUGCUGCAAUCAAAAACGAGUAAUGUGUAUGAAUGAACGCUUCUUCAGAUAAUAAGACAAUGUACAAGUGGAAUCAUUAUGGAAAUAUAUAUUACUCCGCUUUUUUUUACAUUUGAACAAAAGCGUGUAGUCAGAAUUUGCCAGGGCUAUGAAUAAUUUCGACUCGCCCUUGGUUUGCAACUCGCCAUAAAACCAAGGUGCAAACUACGGGGGGUAAUUACCCCCCCUAGUUAACGCUCGAUCCCUCCUUAAGGAGGUCAAAACAACAUUUAUUGGGGGUCAGUCUUCUAAAUAGUGAGAAAUAGUUUGUUUUGAUCUGUAUCUUAUGAUAAUAUUAAUAAUUAAAGUAAUAGAUAAACACAUUUAGGGUGACAUGUUGGUGCAGUGGGUAGUGCUGUCACACCUUUUUAGUGCAAACACCUUUUGGCCAAAUCCAUUUUGAUGUCCUGUUGGUCAGAAUGGAUUAUGUGACAGGCUGUGUACUGAGCCCCAAAUAAAAAAAUGUUGAACACAAAAUUUGUUGGCAUUUGCAAUUAAAGUAAAUUUAAAUUAAUUAUAAAUGUGUGCUUGUUUGGUCAUAAUUUUUAUUUGAUAUGUGUUUGAACCUUAACAAUUAAGAAUGACAAUUAUUUUUAAAUUCUUCAGAUUUGUC